This is a messenger RNA of Schistosoma guineensis, 4148 nucleotides long. NCBI's taxonomy places the organism in Eukaryota, Metazoa, Platyhelminthes, Trematoda, Strigeidida, Schistosomatidae. The record is from the annotation of a GenBank genome assembly.
GAAUCAUCUAUAGGCGGAGGGAUAUUUGAGAAUUGCGUUACUCAAAUAUGAGUGAAGAUAAGUCGGACGAUGUUUUGCGACAUUUUAUCAAACAUACUGAGAAAUCAAAUGUAAGAAGGUCGAUCAUUGUUAAAGCAACAAAGAGAAAAGCGUCCAUGAUUGCACUAGCCGCAUUCGGUUUUGCUUGUGCAAGUUGUAUCCUUUAAUUUUGAUAAGACAUACGCAAAAGUUAGUUGUAAUUGUCUGUCUUUAUCACUAAUAAAGAAACCAGUUGCGUAUUUUUUGUAAAGGUCAAAAAAUUUGGUGCUUAAGAGCUAGACUUCUCUCACAGAACUCAUCGAGACGUAAAAUCGUUCCAGUCAUUUACUAAAACAACAGUUACAGUCAUUUAAUGUUAAAUAUACGUACAGUGGAAAGUUGACAAAAUAAAUACAAGUAAUAUUAAAAACUUUACAAAGUAAGCUUGUCAGUCAUAUCUCCACAACACCAAGCAUCCCAAAAACGUGCACCUAUUCAUGGGUUAUCCGUGAUCUCGUAAAAUUUUAUGCUACGGUAUUGCUUAAAUGGAGAUAAAGUGUCUGCAUUAGUGACGUUACUCCUUAUAGGAAGUAAUAUUUCAGGCGAUAGUGUCUAAUAAACUAUUUCCAUUUUUGCAGACAUUGUCGUGUUUACUAAUGAACGUGAAUCUCACUCUAUCGCGUAACUCGAAUUUAAAAUAUUCAGAUAAAACCACAUGUGAAGUCCGAUUUUCAGACGCAUAUAUGUAUAUAUAUCACGGUUAGUAAUGGACCUGAUGAACAUCAAUUUUUAUGCUUUUAGCACCGUUUCAAGUAUAUGGAUUAUUGUCAACCCUAGCCAUUGGUUGUAUUUCAGGCUUUUCACAGUCAGAUAAUCCCUGUAACGUUUUCGAGCUCCUGCCGCUAAGAAAAUACGUUUUGGACAAUAUUUGAGCACUUCAGUCAGGCUUAAGAUAUUCACCAACCUAAAAUGGAACCUACGUCGGGCUUCCCAGUUUCUUUUUGGAGAAAAUAAAGUGCUGGUAAGGCCAUCUCAGGCGAUGGGUUUUUCUCAGUACAACCCUUCUUGGAAUUGGUCUACAGGAGCUGAAACCAUUUGUUGAUGGUUCGAUAGUAAUGUCGUUAGUCAUAUAAUACGCGCGUCAUUCUGGCCUUAUAAGCUUGCUUGGAGCGCAAUCGUGAAUAUUGUGUUCCAAAAGACAAUAGAAAACGAGAUUAUGUCAAAUACGAAUUUAUUAAGUACUUUAUUAACUGGUUAUUUCACCUCUAGUCCUUCUGUGAUAGGCUAAACAGGUUUAGUAUAGCUAGUCUCUCGUAAUGCAGUAAACACAAUAUUCUGACAAUCAGUGUAGUUGUUUCCUUAACGUUUUGAACAGCUUGCUAUCUUUUCUAAAGAGGACGAGAUGAUUCGUACGGAAUACUCGCGUUCUCUGAAUAAAUCCUGCAUACAAUGGAGUGAUAUAUAUAGUAUUCAUUAGUUCAUUUAUUAUUAGCACAUAUGUAGGUUUGCAACUAGAUCGCUAGUAGUGGGUAUUUGUAUAAUCAAUAUUUUGCUUAACUCCUUAAAGAGCAUUUAGAUGUUUACUCUUUGUAUGCUAUAAACCGAAACCGAGAGCUUGGUGCUUCAUUCGAUCAACAGCCUUCAUAUACCUCUUCAGAGUGAUUUAGCGAGCUUUAAUAUCAUUUGAUGCUAAUGUGUACUCGGGAAGUUAUCUAUAUUUGUACCUCAUCCUUAGUAAUCGGUUAAAUAUACAUAUAUUCAUAUAUAUUCGAUCGUUAUUCUUCCUGUGUUUACUGUCUCCGUUGCUUCAUAUCAAACAUUUAUGGUCAUUUAAGAGUGGGCUUAGAAUAAUUCUAAGACGGAGAAAACGUGUGGCAUCCUCAAAUAGUUUUCUAGUCGUAAUGAUGAUGCGAGGGCUUUGUAUUCAUUAAUGAGUGUAAGAGAACCUUGAAUUGUGAAGUUAUCUAGGCUAUAUUUAUAUCAACCGUUUUAACGCUAAUAGAUUUGACUAGAACGUACAUGUUUAUAAAGUUGGUGACGCAGACGAUUUGUCCUAAGGGCUGAUAACUCAAAAAAUUCCAGGCUGGUAUACAAGUUACAUGUAGUGACUCAUAAACCAACUUGUGUUCAUUUUCAUCCAUUUCCAGUACAUUCUAAUUAUAUUUAGCUGCAUAUAUAUAAGGCAUUUGUGUGCAGAGUAUCUGUUUUCUGACGGAAUUUAUAAAACAUUUUUUGGAGAAACAUUUCAUUGCAAUUUUUCGGGAUAUCAUGAAGCAGUUCUAUUACUCAACUAGUGCAUGUCGACGCAAGAAAAGAGCCUUUGGCUGUCAUAUUUGUUGACGCUCCUUAAGUAUGCCACAAUGGAAGAUCAUUCGUAUCAAUUGAGAACGCAUUGAUUAAUGGCCAAGAUUAAAAUGAAUUAAAACACCAGUUUAAUAUGGUCGCUAGGACUUAUUCUAUACAAAAGAAAUAAAAAACUUCUUUGUUAUUUUUAGUCGUUAGGUAAGUUCUCAACACAGUAUUUUGUGUGUUACUCGUGUUAAGUAAGGAGUAUAAUAUUCUAUGUCGUUAACUUCCUAUCUGGUUUGUACUGAUUGACAGAUUCACUACGUUGUUAGGUGUAUGAUGAUGUAUUAAGUUGAGAUCCAGUAACUUUAAAAUUGUAAGUUCCGUGACCAGUCGUAACGGAGAAGCGGUCGAGUGUUAGUGAAAAUUUGAAAUAUUUAGUGUGGUAUGUUUUAAUUGUAUUUUUAUACCUUUAUGCCUUUAGUGAUUUUUAUUUCCCUUCCUUUUUGUCGGUUUAACUCACUACCAACUUAGAUUAUUCAUGGGAAUCCUCUUCUGAAUAAUGAUUCUGUAGUGUGUAUAGAACAUUUGAUUAAUUUAAACUUUAGGCACGAAACUCAGUGUUCACUUAUAAUUUAAAGCAAUUAAUCAGGAAGACGAAAAUGUUAUGCAUUUUCAUACGUUUCUAACAGUCUGAUCACAUACUUUUCAAAGCUCUUAUAUACGAAAACUGAUGAAGUUUGAAGGGGAUAAUUGGGAAUAAAAGAGAAAAGAAAAUAAUACAAUAUAGAAAGCAUUGGCAGUUAACAUACUACCCUAGACCAUAAAAUGCUUUGAAAAUUACCAGAGGAAAUUUAAGGUUACAACCACUUGUUUUUUUUGUAUAUAGAGAUUUUUGUUGGCGAUAAGGACUUCUAGAAACCUAAGGAUCCACUCUUGACGUUUCAGAAGCUAUGUUAAGGUCAGUCCUAUGACCCAUUCCAAUUGCUUGUUCUGAUGGCGAUGAACCUGGUUCCCUACCGCUGCUGUUCAUCGGAGCGUUUGACACACAUAACAAUAAAAAUAAGUUCAAACUUGUUUUGAUUACUUUCAUUUUACGUAGAUUAUGUGGACAAAUUUCGUGUUUAUAGUAUGAUAAUCUUGCAAACAAAUUAACCGUGCGAUUCCAGUAGAACAGAAGGUGUAAACAAGCCAUAAAAUCGGAUAUAACAAACGCCUAUCGACACCUUGACUUUUUUGGUCUGCUUUGUUCAAUUUUAUUUUGUAUUGUGGCUAUAAAUUGACUGAUCUUCAUUUUUGUUUAAAACAUUCAGUGUAAACGUGCCAGAUUCAUAUGAUUAAAUUCUAACGGUUUUUAAGCCUUACCAGUCAAUUAGCAAAACUGAAUAUCAUAACUUUCAGUUUGGGCUAUAGAGAUCGUUGAAUUUCAUUGAAAUCAUGAACCGAUCAGUGUUAGACCACCAUUGAGGACCUGGAAGUACUGGACGGUCAUUUCAUCCUAAUGUGGGACUCCUUGGAAAUGUGCCCCCAUGAUCCUGCACGCGGAAUUUAAGCCCAGGAACUCCGCUCUCGCUCUGGAAGCCUUGGUUAUACGGAAGUUGAAACCCCCUUUAUGUGUUCAAAAACAAUUUGUCCUUACACUUAACCUACCAUGGUAAUACUGAUUUAUUAUGCAGAGUGGUAAUCACAUUUGUUUUUGUGUACUUUAAUAUUUUUCCUUUGUUAUGACUUACCCUUAACCUGUCUGGUUGACCUUUUAAUUUUCAUAUGUAAAUGUUCUUAACAAGUAUAUAUGUGAUCAGAUUGUUCGGAAUGUAUUGCGCAAAUAUAUCACAUAAUUUUGA